This is a messenger RNA of Chrysoperla carnea, 1353 nucleotides long. RefSeq names its product gastrula zinc finger protein XlCGF52.1-like. The annotation marks the transcript as partial. The record is from RefSeq and is a predicted model, not a curated record. The transcript has a single exon. NCBI's taxonomy places the organism in Eukaryota, Metazoa, Arthropoda, Insecta, Neuroptera, Chrysopidae.
AUUCGACAUAAACGAAUUCAUCCGGGAGUGAAAAGUUUUAAAUGUGAAGUGUGUGAUCGAACAUUCUCUGUUCAACAGCAUUUAAUACAACAUAAACAAACACAUACCGUGGAAAAUCCAUUUUCAUGUGAAAUUUGUUUUAAAACAUUUACUAUGAAAUAUAAUUUAAAUAAACAUAAAAAAAUACAUCGAGAUAAAUCAUUUCGAUGUGAAAUCUGUGAUGAACGAUUUCCUCAAAGAAAUCAAUUAGCUGUACAUAAACUACUUCAUAUCGGGGAAGAACGAUUUGCAUGUGAUAUUUGUAAUCGAACAUUUGAUGAUAAAAAUAAAUUAAUUCAACAUAAAGAAACACAUACCGUCGUUCGAGAAGACUUCGAUGAAAAUGAUGAAGAAAAUGUGUUCGAAAAUCAAACAACAAUUCAAGAUAAUAAACUGUAUUCGUGUGACCAAUGUAAUUCAAAAUUUGCAUGGAAUUCGAAUUUAAUUCGACAUAAACAAACACAUAUUCGAGAAAAUCUACUUAUUUGUGAAUUUUGUACAAAAAUAUUUAACUCGGUAGAAUUGUUAAAAGAACAUAAACAAACGCAUAGUGUAGACGAACCUUUAACUUGUGACGUGUGUGAGGAAAAAUUUACUACAAAAAAUGAUUUAAUUCAACAUAAAUUCAUUCAUAAUGGAGAAAAAUCAUUUUCAUGUGACGUGUGUGAUGAGAAAUUUGCUCAUCACUUCAAUUUAAUUCGACAUAAGCUAACUCAUAGUGAAGAAAAAAAAAUUUUCUCUUGUGAUGUUUGUAACAUAAAAUUUGCUAUGGAACAUAAUUUAAUCCAACAUAAAUCAAUUCAUGAUGAAGAAAAACGGUUUCCAUGUGAAAUUUGUGAUAAACAAUUUGUUACGGAACAUAAUUUAAUUCAACAUAAACUUCUUCAUGACGAAGAAAAACCAUUAACUUGUGAAAUUUGUAACAAAACAUUAGCGACAAAACAGACUUUAAUCGAACAUAAACGAACACAUACCGGUGAAAAACCGUUUUCAUGUGAUGUCUGUAAUAAAUCGUUUAGUUUUCGACAAACGUUACUCAGUCAUACACGUAUUCAUAAUGAAGAAACACGUUUUUCUUGUGAAUUUUGUGAGAAAACAUAUACACAAAAACAUUGUUUAAACGAACAUAAACGAACACAUACCGGAGAAAAACCGCUGACAUGUGAAAUUUGUUGUAAAACAUUUGCUUGGAAAAGUAAUUUAAUUCAUCAUCAAAAAAUGCAUGCGAACGAAAAAAAUUAUGUGAAAUUUGUAAUCAAACAUUUGUAAUAGUUUAAAGUAGUUCGGCGCCGUCACAUGGCUAAUCAAUUAGUU